Messenger RNA from Thamnophis elegans (Western terrestrial garter snake), 2151 nucleotides. RefSeq names its product transmembrane channel like 2 (gene TMC2). Lineage: Eukaryota; Metazoa; Chordata; Lepidosauria; Squamata; Natricidae. Gene Ontology annotation, cellular component: plasma membrane. The transcript has 17 exons. Gene Ontology annotation, biological process: vestibular reflex; detection of mechanical stimulus involved in sensory perception of sound. The record is from RefSeq and is a predicted model, not a curated record. The coding region runs from base 121 to 2151 and encodes 676 amino acids. Gene Ontology annotation, molecular function: mechanosensitive monoatomic ion channel activity.
UCUUCCACUCCAAACUAUUCAGAUGAUGAAUCUCUCUCUGAAGAGGAACUGGAAAAGCUAAAGGAACAGGUAGAAGAAAAGAAAAAGCUCAUAUCUAUCAUACGAAACAAACCCUGGUGCAUGGCAAAGAGAUUAACUGUGCUAAGGGAGACUCAAGAUUUUGUAGAAAAAUUUGAAGGUGCUUUGGGAAAGGGAAAAGGAAAAAAGUUAUAUGCAUAUAAGAUGAUGUUGACAAAGAAAUGGGUCAAGUUUAGGAGAGAUUUUGAUAAUUUUAAGACACAAUGUAUACCUUGGGAAAUGAAGAUAAAAGAAGUUGAAAGUCAUUUUGGUUCUUCAGUGGCAUCUUAUUUCAUAUUUCUGCGAUGGAUGUAUGGCCUAAACCUGGUUCUGUUUGGCUUAAUAUUUGGACUAGUUAUAAUUCCAGAGAUUUUAAUGGGUAUGCCAUAUGGGAGAAUACCUAGAAAAACUGUACCCAGGGCUGAACAACCCACUGCUAUGGAUUUCUCUGUUCUUUGGGAUUUUGAGGGUUAUAUUAAAUAUUCAGCAAUUUUCUAUGGCUACUACAACAAUCAAAGAACAAUUGGUUGGUUAAAGUACAGACUACCAAUGGCAUAUUUCAUGGUUGGUGUCAUCGGCGUGUAUGGCUAUAGCCUGAUGGUUGUAAUAAGAUCGAUGGCCCGAAAUGCCCAUGAAGACACAGGGGAUGGAGAUGAUGAGAACUUCAUUUUUAGCUGGAAAAUGUUCACUAGCUGGGACUACCUUAUAGGCAAUCCAGAGACAGCAGAUAACAAGUUUGCAUCCAUCACAACUAGCUUCAAGGAGUCAAUUGUGGAUGAGCAAGAAAGCAACAAAGAUGAAAACAUCCAUCUAAGAAGAUUUCUGAGGAUUCUGGCCAAUGUACUUAUAAUAUGCUGCUUAUGUGGCAGUGGCUACCUCAUUUACUUUGUUGUGAAACGAUCCCAGGCCUUUUCAAAAAUGCAAAACAUAGGCUGGUAUGAAAGAAAUGAAGUUGAAAUUGUUAUGUCACUACUUGGAAUGUUUUGCCCUCCACUGUUUGAAACUAUUGCAGCCUUAGAAGAUUAUCAUCCUCGUAUUGGGCUGAAAUGGCAACUGGGACGCAUUUUUGCACUUUUCCUGGGGAAUCUAUAUACAUUCUUACUGGCCUUAAUGGAUGAUGUCAAGGAAAAGCUGACUGAAGAAGGUGUGAUCAGGAAUAUCACAUAUUGGACUGUCCUAACCUUCCAUAAUUCAUCUUCAAGGAAUGGAAGUGCUCUUAUUCCACCUCCAAUGGAUCCAGCUGAUGUGCCUCGAGGACCUUGCUGGGAAACAACUGUGGGGAUAGAAUUUGUGAGGCUUACAGUAUCUGAUAUUCUUGUGACAUUUGUAAUGAUCCUAGUGGGAGAUUUUCUUCGCGCUUGUUUUGUCAGAUUCAUAAACUACUGCUGGUGCUGGGAUCUUGAGGCUGGAUUUCCUUCAUAUGGAGAGUUUGAUAUUAGUGGUAAUGUGUUAGGUUUGGUCUUCAAUCAAGGAAUGAUCUGGAUGGGAUCCUUUUAUGCCCCAGGACUUGUGGGGAUCAACGUAUUACGUUUAUUAAUCUCCAUGUAUUUCCAGACCUGGGCUGUUAUGAGCAGCAAUGUCCCCCAUGAACGAGUGUUCAAAGCUUCUAAAUCCAAUAAUUUUUACAUGGGACUCUUGCUGUUGAUUUUGUUCCUAAGCGUGUUACCAGUUGCAUAUACCAUUAUGUCUCUGCCUCCUUCCUUUGACUGUGGACCAUUCAGUGGAAAAAAGAAAAUGUAUGAUGUCAUCCAAGAGACCAUCAAAUAUGAUUUCCCACCUAUUGCAGCCAAAGUCUUAGGUUAUUUGGCAAAUCCAGGACUAAUUAUAACUGCAGUGUUGCUUAUGAUUCUUGCCAUAUAUUAUCUGAAUGCUGUGGCUGAAGGAUACAAACAUUCCCAUGCAGAGCUGAAAAAGAAAAUGCAAAUGCAACGUGAAGAUGAUAAAAAUAAGAAUAAGCUUUCUACCAAUAUUGCAAUACAGGAACUAGAAGACUUGCCUAUUCCAUAUGCAAAAAACAUGGAAGGACCCAAUGCAACUAAAGAUAAGCCUGUGUCACCAAGCUAUAAAAUUCAUUCUUCAGAGAAAGAGACAUAG